UUGAUGUAUAUGUAGAUUAAAUAUUUGUGUGAGGUUGUCAAAUGUUGAAUUAGUUUGAUAUUCAUAGUUUGUAAAUUUUUUUGGGUUGCUGUAUUGUUCAAAUUAUUUAGUUGAAUGUUGAAUCAGGUGAUAGUUAUAGUUUGAAUUAAGAUGGACGAAGAUCAAUGGACAUAUUACAGUGCGAUGUCCGAAGAAGUUGAUAUGGAUUUUCAAGAUGAAGAAGAUUGUGGUGUGAAUGAAGCACAUGUUGAUUGUUCAGAUGCUUUUAAUACUUCUCAGGUAAUCAUGUCGAUCAGUUUUAAUUGUUUGGUCUAAUGUAUGAUUUGUGUAAAAAUUAAUAUGUCGUGGUUGUGUCCUAAGUCUUUGCAACCCGAGAAGAUGUUUUGAAGUGGGCUCGAACGGUUGCCCAUGAAAAUGGUUUUGUUGCAGUAAUUAUGAGGUCUGAUACAUAUAUUGGUAGCAGAGGAAGAACUUCAUUUGUGUUAAUUGGGUGUGAAAGGAGCAGUAAGUACAAGUGUAGGAAGAAAGAAUUUGUUAGAAGAGACACAUGCACUAGAAAAUGUGGUUGUCCCUUUAAGAUUCGUGGAGAACCAGUGCAUGGAGGUGAAGGUUGGGCUGUGAAGCUGAUAUGUGGGAUUCACAACCAUGAAUUGGCGAAGACCUUAGUUGGACAUCCAUAUGCUGGGAGAUUGACAGAUGAUGAGAAGAAUAUCAUUGCUGAUAUGACGAAGUCGAAUGUGAAACCAAGAAACAUCCUGCUAACAUUGAAGGAGCACAACAACAGAAGUUGCACCAUAAUCAAACAAAUCUACAAUGCAAGAAGUGCAUAUCGUUCUUCAAUCAGAGGAGAUGACACUGAAAUGCAACACCUAAUGAGGCUCCUUGAACGUGACCAAUACAUUCAUUGGCAUAGAUUGAAGGAUGAAGAUGUGGUGCAUGAUUUGUUUUGGUGUCACCCAGAUGCAGUUAAGUUAUGUAACACAUGUCAUCUUGUUUUUUUUAUAGACAGUACUUACAAAACAAAUAGGUACAGGCUCCCAUUGCUUGACAUUGUGGGGGUGACACCAACCGGGAUGACUUUCUCUGCUGGAUUUGCAUAUCUGGAGGGUGAGUGCGUGAAUAAUCUUGUAUGGGCAUUGGAACGGUUUCGAGGCCUUUUUUUAAGAAACGAUUGCCUUCCUGUUGUUAUUGUCACAGACAGAGACCUAGCCCUGAUGAAUGCUGUGAAAGUUGUGUUUUCGGAGUGUACAAAUUUGUUGUGCAGGUUUCACAUAGACAAGAAUGUGAAGGCAAAGUGCAAAUCGCUAAUUGGUCAGAAGAAUGCCUAGGACUACGUAAUGGAUAGCUAGGGUAACCUGGUAGAUUGUCCUUCGGAACAGGAGUUCCCUAAGCACCUUCAAAGGUUUCAAGUAGCAUGUUCCCCGUGGCCAAUGUUCGUUGACUACGUAUGUGAGACAUGGAUUGUCCCACACAAGGAGAAAUUUAUCUUGGCUUGGAUGAAUAAGGUGAUGCACCUAGGCAACACAACAACAAAUAGGGUUGAAUUUGCUCAUUGGUCUUUGAAAAUGGUAUUACAGAAUAGCGUUGGAGACCUCUGUAGUGUUUGGGAUGCAAUGAACAACAUGAUGACGCUACAACACACUGAAAUUAGAGCAUCAUUCGAAACAAGUACGCAUGUCGUUGGUCAUGUUUUUAAGAAAACCUUAUACAAGAGGCUUCUAGGAAUGGUGUCAAGGUACGCUUUAAAUGAAAUUUCGGUUGAGUUUGAGCGCGUACGUCAUUUGAAAGACAAUCUGUCUUCUUGUGGGUGUGUCUUGAGAACCACGCUAGGUCUUCCUUGUGCAUGCGAGCUACAAAGGUAUGAUGGUGGCAGCAUCCCACUGGAUGCAAUCCAUAUGUACUGGAGGAGACUUAAUUUUUCAGACCAGGGGCUAUGUGAGGCCGAAGUGAGCAUCAAGGAAGAGAUUGAUAGAAUACAUAAAAGAUUCGAGGAACUUGAUGUUUGCGGGAAAGUUACUCUCAAGAGUAAACUCCGAGAAUUCGCGUUUCCCGAUGAGACCACUAUGUGCUCUCCUCCAACAAAGGUUAAGACGAAAGGUGCCCCGAAAAAGGUAAUGAAAAGAAGCGAAAGAUCGACAAAGCGUGAUCCGUCUUAUUGGGAGUAUGUUGAUGCUUAUCAUUCAGUUCAAAACAACAACACCUCAGUCAGACCCAGUGCAUCAUCAAUUUCCGCCAUUUAUGCAAGGUUUCAUUGAGGAUGUUGUUGAUGUGAAAGCGGAUGGUAAUUGUGGAUAUUGGUUAGUUUUCGCUUUGUUAGGUAUGGGAGAAGAGUGUUGGGCCAUGAUGCGUAACGAAUUGAUUAAAGAACUUGGCAAAUGGUCGCAAGACUACAUAAAGAUCUUUGGUGGCACGGAGAGAUAUGAACAACUGAGGUUGUCCCUACACGUGGAUGGGUUAUCCAAGGUUAGUAUGGACAAAUGGAUGGAUAUAACGGAUAUGGGAUAUGUAAUUGCGUCAAGAUAUAAUGUAAUCCUUGUAUCGUUGUCACGACAACAGAGCUUCACAUUUUUUCCUCUCAGAAGUCGACCACCGGCCGAUUCUGCUGCGCACCGCAUGAUAUGAGUUGAAAAUUCGUUAUAUCCAUCCAUUUUUUUCCUCUCAUAAUCAUGUGUUUGGCAGUCAUUUUGUUCAGGUCCAUUGAAAAUUCGUUUACUCAAAUAAUUUCAAUUAUUGAAUGAGUUGGUUUGUUUGUUUAAGUUAUUAUUGUAAAUUCACUUACAACAGGUUUAUCUGAAAUAUCGUUGUCCCUUAUCGCCUAUGGCGCUGUUGUGGUCAAGCAAUGCGUAUCCGGAGGCAAAACAAUGGCCAACUGCAUAUGUAUGUAGAAUGCAGCAAUACUUAAGCCUAAUGACAAUUAAUACAACGCAUGUAGACCUAAGCGGACACUGAACUUGUAAUAUUUAUGUAUCUAUAUUUACAUUGGAUUUAUGUUCAUGUAAUUAAUGAAUUGUUCCGUGAACAAGUGUUAGUGUGUCAAAUUGUGUUGAACUGAAUGCUAGUUAUAUGUUUCUAACA
This is a messenger RNA of Glycine soja, 3075 nucleotides long. RefSeq lists its product as uncharacterized. The coding region runs from base 1431 to 2255 and encodes 274 amino acids. NCBI's taxonomy places the organism in Eukaryota, Viridiplantae, Streptophyta, Magnoliopsida, Fabales, Fabaceae. The transcript is spliced from 3 exons. The record is from RefSeq and is a predicted model, not a curated record.